UAUUGCUUUGUGGUUUGCAUUGGCAUGUCGAUGUGUGAGAACUACAUCUGAUUAGUUUUGGAAACAUAUUUAAGAUGUCUGUUGCUUUCUGUUGAGUGUAAACUGUGGCAUGUGCCUGGGAUUAGAACAUUUCAUUGAGGAUUUUAGGUGCGCCCUGAUGCUUGCGUGUUUAGAAGGAAAACUUCAUGGCCUGAACUUUUAUCGGCGCUGAAGUUUGUUGGAGGUUUUCAGUUUGCAGCUGAAAUAUGUUCCAGUUCAUACAGAAACGGAUUCACAAUCACCUGGUGGAACGUAAAAUUCGAAGAGCCCGUCUGGUUACCAAGGAUGGCCAUUGUAACAUUAAAUUUGGUAGCCCUGAAUAUCCCAACCACUUUGCUUUCCUCAUGGACUUCUGGACCACGUUUGUUGAAAUCCGCUGGUGUUUUGUGAUUGUUUUCUUCGUAGCAGCCUUCACCGGAAGCUGGUUCAUUUUCGGUUUACUCUGGUAUUCACUUGCUAAAAGUAACGGAGACUUAAUCCAGAGUUCAUCAGAAUCUUACCAGAUGAAAUGCAUUGAGAACAUUAACAGUCUCACUACGGCCUUCCUGUACUCUAUAGAGACCCAGACAACCAUUGGUUACGGAGGUCGUGCUCUCACGGGUCACUGCCCGGGCACGGUCGCACUGUUAAUCAUCCAGUCCCUCGUGGGCGCUAUAAUAAACUGCUUCAUGUGCGGACUCAUUCUCGCGAAGAUCUCUCUUCCAAAAAGAAGAGCGAAAACAGUCACCUUCAGCGAAACAGCAGUCAUCAAUCUGUGGAAGGGAAAUCUGUGUCUCCAGAUACGAGUGGCCAACCUGAGAAAGACCCUUCUUAUUGGCAGCCAGAUUUAUGGGAAGCUCCUGCAGACCACCAUCACUCCAGAGGGCGAGACCAUCAUAUUAGACCAGGUGAACGUUGACUUUUUGGUGAAUGCCGGGAAGGACAAUCUCUUCUUUGUUUGUCCUCUUACGCUGUACCAUGUGAUCGACAAGUCCAGUCCGUUUUCAGAAAUGGCUGCAGAUGUUCUUCAACAGCAGGACUUCGAGUUGGUGGUCUUCUUGGAGGGUACGGCCGAAUCCACCAGAUUGUCCUGUCAGGUGAGGACCUCCUACCUUCCACGGGAGAUCCAGUGGGGUUAAGGCUUCCUGCCCGUCAUUUCUCGCACCAAAAGUGGAAAGUAUCGCGUCGACCUGUCCAACUUCUCCAAAACGGAGCCGGCGGAUACGCCACACUGCGCUUCUUGUUUCCAAAAUGAACAUAAUAAGGAACUCAUCCUCCAUCAGCACACACAUGAAGGCAUUGAUAAUCUGGGAUUUUAUGUUAUUGACCUUCAAGAUUGUGGUGAGAAAGGGGACUGAGCAAGACUUGUGUCGGUUAAACAUCCCUGCAGCGUGUCACAUUAAAUCAUUCUGAUCUGUGAAAGUUAGACAUUUGAAGAAAAGGCAACAACUUGAUAUUCCACUCAAAUGUGUUCAUACGACAAAUAAUCUGGAUUUGGGUAAAUUUGAUGAGAAAUGUUUGAGUUUAUUUUGAGAUCUUCAAUAAUACUGACUUUUUAGUGCAGAUUUGGCAAAUCUGAGCUCAGUUUGUGACAUUGUUGAGAUGUCUUUUGAAACUCUAAUGGAGACAUUUGUAAAAAUUCUUGGUAUUUUUGUCAGGAGAAAUAUCUGAGGUGACUUAAAAGCAAACGUUUCCAAUUGCUCUCAUUUUGUCUCAUUCAUGUAUCAGAUAAAUGAUUGAGAAGAGAUAUUAAAGAGAUCUCAUCUAUAAUUUUUCUUUCUUGUGGUUGAAGUUAGGAAAGGCUUACUAUCUCAGAAAAUGUUGUUAAAAACGCCAAAUGGGUCUAAUGUGACUUCCGAUUCCUGCUCAUGUGAAAUGUCUGGUAAUAUCAGAGACUCAAUGCAUUUAUAUUACAUAGCCUGUUUAAAGGGGUCAUAUGGCGCGAACACGUGUUUUUCUGUGUCAUUGGUGUGUUAUAAGUUGCCCAUGCAUGUAUUAGACACGUAAAUUUGCAAAAAUUAAAGUGUCAGAACAAAAGAUGCAUUCUAUCUAAAAGCGAAUGCUCACCCAGACCUGCCUGAAACGCCUCGUGUAACCACACCCCCACAAAUCUAUGUCAGUUCGUGGUAUGAUUUGACUAAGACCACCCAAAUGUAUACGCAAGUAAGGUGGGCGUACCUGUCAGUACAAUUGCUUUGGAACCUGAUGUUCCAAAUAUGGUAAGAGGCGUUACAUUUCCGUCACACGCUUGCAGUAUUCGACCAAUCACUAUGCACUGGUUAACUGGCCAAUCAUAGCACACCUCGCUUUUCAGAGCGUUGAGCUUCGUAAAAAAUCUGCGGGUUUUAGAGAGGCGGAGCAAAGAGGAGAUACAAACAUGCACGGUAUGUGGAAAAUACAGCGUUUUUGAACCUUAAAUCGUGUAUACACAUUGCAUUACAACUAAAACAAACGAUAAUAUUCAUUUUAGCCGUGUCAUAUGACCCCUUUAAAGUUCUACCUAUCUUUUUAUUCUGUUUCAUAAAACACUUAAAUCAUUGGAGAACAGUUUUGAAAACGUCAUUAGUGUAAAUUAUUUAAGUGCUCUUUGAUUGCAGCCUGCUGAGUGCACAUAGGAGGAUUAGAAUGGAAGCCAAAUUAGAUUAGAGUGAAGCAUAACAGUAUGUAGACUCCCUUAUCUAUUGUUUUACUAAAUUAUGCAUUUGAUAACAAAAUUUGUAUUAAGAGACUUUCUAAAAUGUCAUGAGAUUUUUUUGCUAAUUACAUCGUAAACAUUUCAAUGUGACGAUUAAAAGGAUUGACCUAUAGAAGCACUACCAAAUGGCUUUUAGUGGGCCGUGACAUUUUAAAGAGGCAGAAAGCCACCAACUAGAAAGCUUUGAGUCUACAUGUCAGUUAUUUAAAUCUUUAUUUACCAGUGAAUCAUUUUAGAAGGUUCUCAGAUUUUACAAAUAUAUGGUUUUAGGAAUAUAUUUUAUUUAAAAAUAUAUAGUAUCAGUUUUAGAUGACAAGGUGGCAAAACACUACCCAAUUUUGUCUGUAUUUAAUUUAAUCUAUGUCAUAUUUUUUACCCAAACUUUCUACCUUGUUUGGUUAGCAAGAUAUGUGUGUCAAUUAACCUCACAUUUACAGGAAGGAAACGUAAAAAAAAGGUUUAAGGUUGCUGUCUGGUGUACUAUUUGUUUGGUUUUGGCAUUGUUUUUAUCCUGUUACCCAUGAGCCUAUCAAGAUAUGACACGUAUCGAGAAAUUGUAAUUAAGCUGUCAUGCUUUUCAAAAUAACAUUGAAG
This is a messenger RNA of Triplophysa rosa, 3307 nucleotides long. It is a transcript of the gene kcnj1b, whose product is annotated as potassium inwardly rectifying channel subfamily J member 1b. The coding region runs from base 246 to 1157 and encodes 303 amino acids. Gene Ontology annotation, cellular component: plasma membrane. The transcript has 2 exons. NCBI's taxonomy places the organism in Eukaryota, Metazoa, Chordata, Actinopteri, Cypriniformes, Nemacheilidae. The record is from RefSeq and is a predicted model, not a curated record. Gene Ontology annotation, biological process: regulation of monoatomic ion transmembrane transport; potassium ion import across plasma membrane. Gene Ontology annotation, molecular function: ATP-activated inward rectifier potassium channel activity.